Hymenoscyphus albidus is the source of this 2047-nucleotide messenger RNA. NCBI's taxonomy places the organism in Eukaryota, Fungi, Ascomycota, Leotiomycetes, Helotiales, Helotiaceae. The record is from the annotation of a GenBank genome assembly.
CAGAGUUAUCCAGAUACCCUUCCAGAAUGAUUGGAAGAGAAGGUACACAUGUCUGAUCCUUGGACCAGCAAGGUCUGUGACCUAUGCGGUAGCAUAUUCUCAUCCACAGAGAAUCUCAAAUGUCUGGUCUCCCAGAGCAGCGACCCAAAUCGCUUGCUGAUUCCACGUGAAAUUAGACAAUUCUCGCGAUCUGGAGAGAAUGGGUGUAAACUGUGCAAAAAGAUUUGGCAGGCGAUGCAGAAACUCGGAGCGGUUUCCCCGAUGGCAAAUUUCCAUUUCAAUCUAGCCUUCUGGGCCUUUGAGCCACGUUCGGCGAACGAAAGAUACAGACAUUUUUGGACGGGAAUCGAGCAGAUAUCCAAUUUUGCACAGGCUGGUGGAAGAAGUCUCGAAAUUGGACAUUUCGAAGUGUAUGCCUCAUCAGGUAUGAACAUAAUCCCACGAACAGGAUAUCUACAUACUAAUUAUACUUCAUGACUUAGACGAUCCUGCCUCGACUUUCAUUGAUGCAAUACCACCGGACUUUGAAGUUGGUUCAACACAAAGUUCUCGUGCAGCAAAUGAAUGGCUUCAAGAUUGUGUUGCGAAUCAUGAAAAGUGUCCAAGUUCGGCAAGUAGUCCUUUGCCAACACGAGUACUGGACGUCUGUCCCAAUUACGGGUUAGAAAAGCUUCGCCUCUAUGCAAGUAAUGGAGCUAAGGAUCAAUAUGCAGCCUUGAGCUAUUGCUGGGGUGGACCACAACCAAUAGUGACAACCCUCGCAUCCUUAGAAUCUCAUCAGAAGUCUCUCGUCUUCGAAGAAUUACCCAGGACAAUACGAGAUGCGAUCAUUGUAACAAGAGAAUUGGGCAUACGCUACCUCUGGAUCGACGCCCUUUGUAUAAUUCAAGAUUCGCUAGAGGAUAAAGGACGAGAGCUAGAUAAGAUGGGGGGGAUCUAUAAAAAUGCUUUUCUCACAAUAUCGGCUUCUAGCGCAGCCAGUUGCAAGGAUGGAUUCCUCCAAACCAGGAUCCCAGACCACCCUCCUGAGCGCUUCCUCUUGCCUUUCAGAUGCCCGGAUGAGACAAUGGGGUCUGUCAUCAUUCAAAGUGAGGUUGAUGAAGGAAUCCGCACGCUCCCUGCAAUAGACAAGCGAGGCUGGACGUUCCAAGAACGCUCACUCUCUCCACGACUUUUGAUAUAUGGUGAACAAGGCUUAUCCUUCGAAUGCCAAACUGAGGAGAAAACGAACGGAGGUCGUGCCGUUAAGUGGAAGCCCUGGGACGAUUGGAGGGCUAACAAUCCUAUAUUUACGAAACCAGAUACAUCAAACGAAGGCGAAAUCGAAAAGCUUCAACGGGCUUGGUGUUUCAUGGUUGAGAAUUAUGCAUCGCGCUCCCUCACCUUUCCAGAAGACAAACUCACCGCAAUAUCAGGUGUAGCUGGAGAAUUCAAGAGAUUCUUUAGGGGCGAUGAAUAUAUGGCGGGGCUAUGGAAAGGUUGGAUAUUGGAAGGCUUGGGGUGGUUUGUGAACACACUCGGAGAUGGAAGGAUCUAUCCUCGACCAAAAGAAUAUCGCGCACCUUCAUGGUCCUGGGCAAGUGUUGAUGGGAAUGUUAUCUAUGCCUUUAAAUACGACAUGGGACCCUCUAGUUUCGCAGAAGGUCUCAAGUUUGUAAGCUGCAAGGUUGAGCCCGCGCCGUUAAACAGAGUGAGUGGUGGAGAAUUGGUGCUGGAGGGAAGACUUCGGCCUGCACUUUGGGAUGUUAAAAGUCUUAAUUUGACGAAAAUAGAUGGCGAGAGCGCUGAUUGUUAUACUCCUUUGGAUGCGAUUGAGAAUGUGACUUGCGAUAAACCGUUGGAUGUUUGGUGCCUACAGGUUAGAAGGAAUCAGGGGAUGAUACUGCGGAAGAUUGAAGAGGGUGUGUAUCAACGGAAAGGGUGGUUCAGGACUAAAAAUGAUGGUAGUUGGUUUGAACACUGUGAGACGGUAAUUCUGAAGAUAUUAUGAGGAAGGUCAGGUUAGUAUUAUAACACUACGCGAGGAGGAAUCUUUCGAGAAAUAUGG